Aphidius gifuensis is the source of this 957-nucleotide messenger RNA. RefSeq lists its product as uncharacterized. The record is from RefSeq and is a predicted model, not a curated record. The coding region runs from base 1 to 924 and encodes 307 amino acids. The transcript is spliced from 2 exons. NCBI's taxonomy places the organism in Eukaryota, Metazoa, Arthropoda, Insecta, Hymenoptera, Braconidae.
AUGGUUAAAAAACCUGGAGUUGUAUGGAAUUAUUACAAUAAAAAAGUUGAUGGUGCAGCUGUUAUUGCAUUUUGUAAAUUUUGUGAAAGAUCAUAUAUGCAAAAUGCAACGCGAAUGGAAAAACAUUUGGCAAGAUGUGAAAAAGCAACACCAGAAGUUAAACAAUUAUUUUUACGUGUAUCAACAAGUAAAAGAGUUAAUAGAGCACGUUUAAUGGGUGCUAAAAUGCCAAUUGAUUGGUUAAAACAACAUCGUGAAUUGGGUCUUGAUGUUAGUACAUUAACUGAAGCUGAUUUGGAUGAUAUUAAUGAAUGGAAUCGUCAAAAAGAAAUGGUUAAUGAAGAUACAGCUGUUCAAAGUAUAAUAUUAACUGAAGAUCAAACACAAGAAGAAGAUAUUAAUUGGGAAGGUGAUGAAGAAGAAGUUGAUGAAAGUCCAGCAAAAAAAGUUAAUGAUGCUGCUAAAUCAGCUAAAGUAUGGGUAAAACAACUCCCAGAUAGUUAUGUUAUAACUCAAAAUGACUACCCACCAGAAUCAAACAAAAAUUGUAAUGGAAGAUCAUCUGGUGAUCAUGAUGUUAAACAUAUUCACAUACAGUCUGUCACUUCAUUGUCACCAGGUCAUCAACCAACAACAUCAACAUCAUCAUCAUCAACAACAACAGCAGCAGCAGCAUCAUCAACACUUGGUCAUUCACCACUUGAAUCACGUAUAUUACAAGAAAAAGUACUUGAAAGUCGAGCACUACGUAAAAUUGCUGAGCUUGAAUUACAACGUAAAAAAUUAGAAUGUGAAAGAUAUCAAUGGGAAUAUGAGCGUGACAAAGCACAAUCUGAAAUAAGAUGGGAACAUGAAACUCGUAUGAUGGAAAUUAAAGAAGAACAUGAAAAAAAACUUAUUCAAGUUCAUGUCCAAGAAGGAUAAAUAAAUUCAUACUUUUUUUACAAAUAAAAAAAU